CUGCUGUUUCUAAAGGUAAACUUGAAAUAGUAAAAUAUCUUGUUGAACAUGCAUGGUGGUGAUGUAAAUGGCAAGGAUACUGACGGAAGUAUUUUGCUGCACGUUGCUGUUAAAGAGGGUACACUUGAGACACUAAAAUAUCUUGUUGAAAAGGGCGCUGAUGUGAAAAGCAGCUAUACCGAUGGGUGGACUGUGCUGCACUCUGCUGUCAUUGAAGGUGCUCUUGAAAUAGUAAAAUAUCUUGUUGAAAAGGGCGCUGAUGUAAAUGGCAACGAUACUGACGGGUGGACUGUGUUGCACUCUGCUGUUACAGAGGGUACGCUUGAGAUAGUAAAAUAUCUUGUUGAAAAUGGCGCUGAUGUAAAUGGCAAAAUAACAAGCGGGUGGACUGUGCUCCACUAUGCUGUUACUAAAGGUGCUCUUGUAAUAGUAAAAUAUCUUGUUGAAAAGGGGGCUGAAGUAAAUGGUAGCAAUACUGAAGGGUGGACUGUGCUCCACUCUACUGUUGCUAAAUCUAACGUUGAAAUAGUGAAAUAUCUUGUUGAAAAGGGCGCUGAUGUAAAUGGCAAUGAUACUUACGGGAGGACUGUGCUGCACCAUGCUGUUAAAAAGGGUAAGCUUGAGAUAGUAAAAUAUCUUGUUGAAAAGGGCGCUGAAGUCCACAAUUAUACUCUUGGCAUUGAUAUUUUGAAGAUAGCAAUUGUGAAAAAUUCGGUUAAUUUGGUCAGUCUUCUGUUAAAAAAGAACGUCAACUUAUGGAGAGGUGGGACAUUUCUCGUUGAUGGAAGAAAUUUGAGUCUUCUUGAAAUGAGUAUUCACCUUGGUCAUGACGAAAUUGCAACUAUUCUUAAAAGGUCCGUAAAACAUCGUGAGAAAAUUCGGGUGCUUGGUACAACGAAUUGCAACCAAUUAGAAAAGACUGAAAUUCCGAUACAGGCUUUUGUCGCCGACAGGCAAUUCAGAAUUGGUGAUGGUGGUUACUCGUGUGUUUUUGUUGGUCUCAUGAAGGAUGGAAGUGAAGUUGCUGUCAAGAGAAUGAUGUCGCAAAAGUGUGAUAAAGUAGCUGAAAACGAAAAGGAAAUUAUGAGUCUUCUAAAAACAGAAAAUUCUCCAUUUAUUGUGAGCUAUCGUCAUUUUCAUAACGACGGGAAUUUCAUACAUCUAAUUGUUGAUCUUUGUGAGGAAACCCUGACUGAACUUGUAGACUCUCACACUAUUGAGCAACUGCAAGAGCAAGGUCCAAGAAUGAUCAAAGAAAUUCUGUCAGGACUGGAAUUUCUUCAUGGUAAAGGAAUAUUACACAGAGAUCUCAAACCAUCAAACAUCCUUGUUGAUAUCGAAGGCAGUAUGAAAUUGGCAGAUUUUGGAAUAAGCCGAAUUCUAAAGGGCGACGAAACGGCAGUUGCAACAGAUGCUAAAGGCACUGAAGGAUGGAUACCGCCAGAAGUGAUUGAGGCAGGAGAGAAACAAGAAAAAGGUCCGUUCAAAAAGAAAUCUGAUGUUUAUGUUGCGGGUAUGAUUGCUUUCUACGUUUUAAGUAAAAGUGAACACCCUUUUGGUUCUUCGUUAGUUCGAAAGAUAAACAUUUUAAAAAAAAACCCUGUCAACUUGAAAAAACUUCGUGAUCGUAAAGCUCGAAAGUUCGUGUCCUGGCUGAUUAAUCACAAGAUUGAUAAAAGACCUUAUGCUGACGAAGCGCUGAGAGAUUCUUUCGUCAAUGAAGACUAACAGAAUUCAGACGCAGAUUAACAAAGGUUUUGAUUAAUUAUUGGAAUAUUUACGUGAAGCUACGUCAAGUGAAACAUUUUUAGACUUGAGCUUUUACAUAAUACGUUCUAUAUUUUAGCCCAAUUUAUACAAAACCGAGAUCAUUUACGAUCAAAUGUAAAACGUUCUUUCUUUCACAGCGUUUCCGCAGUGGACGAAUACUUGUGCGAAAGCUUUAGGUCACCUCUAAAUGAUUUCGAACCUUUUAGGGUUUUUACAAAUGAAAAAUGUAUAUUGCAGUCAGCUGCGCUUUUACACAUUUCGUAUUGACAGUCUAAGUUAAAAUUAAAUUCGUACUCAACUCGGGAAAGGAAAAAAAUCACGAUUAACGCAAAAUAACAAGUGUGACCUAAAACAUCUUCGCACAGCAUUGCAUGCGCUAAAUUUUUUUUCGUGACAACUCUUCGAGAAAGGCACAUUACGAGAUUUUUCAACUUUCAUUGAUAUACAAUUGGUUGUUUUUCCUCUGUACCGAGAUUGCUGCACUUUCAAACCUGCUUGUAGGCUUGUGCAAGCCUUAUAAUUUCCCAUUUCAUAGCAUUUUUGCGAUAAAAACUAAGGACGAAGAACAAUGUUUAUGGGCUUCUAUUUAAUAAUCGAGAUGAAUCAACUAAAGUUUGUGCGAACGGCAAAAAAAUACAGCAAAUCUCUACAUGCAAAUGUAACAAAAACUUUACAAAAUCUUGGACGAUGACGUAACAGAUAAUAUUAACGAAGAAUUCCUUUGUGUAACAAAUAAACUUGCUAUUAGCGAUGGAAUCAACAUAGUGGCGCCAAUAAACUCACACGUUAUAGUGAAGUCCAAGAUUCCAGUUUUAUUCAACCAAGUAUAGAAACAGAACUCGGCAAGGAAAACGAUGUUAUUUCAGGUGGUAUUAAUAACGAUUUCAUCAACGUAGUUAUAGCAUCACCGAUGGAUGAACUCACAUACCGUCAAAGCCUCAAACUCUCAAAAAAGGUCAUACAUCAAAAACCUCUUUAAAAAGUAAUAUAAUGGGCUGAGACAAUUACAACCCAUAACGGAUGAUGAAGAUAAAAUCUUACAGAAUUAGACCACGAUUACAAAAAGCUUUUCUGAGUGGAAAAUUCCUUGGAUGAAAACGAGCAAUGGUUCUGACGUUUGGCAUCGCCGCUGUUGGGAAGUUUUGCUCCAAAAAAUUGUGCUCGUGAUACCCACUUUGACUCUACUACCACGCUAGUAUGCAAACUCGGUAACACGUUUGUUGGUUCAGGAAUCAUGCAAAGUAAACAACCGAAAAAAAGGGUGAGAAGAGAGAGAAAGACAUUUUGAAGCCCGCAUGUUCAAAGAAGAGGUCCAGAAUCAAUCAUUACACCUUAUGGAUAUUCCAUGAAUUGGUCAGUUGCCACAACCUAUGCAUUCGCUGCCCGCAAACCUUCGCGCGUUGGAAUCAACCGCCCAUGUUUAUAGAGAGGCUCUAAACUGCAG
Molecule: messenger RNA, 3214 nt
Organism: Dendronephthya gigantea
Lineage: Eukaryota; Metazoa; Cnidaria; Anthozoa; Malacalcyonacea; Nephtheidae
Product: 2-5A-dependent ribonuclease-like
Exons: 2
Coding region: 49-1728 (559 amino acids)
Biological process (GO): protein phosphorylation
Molecular function (GO): protein binding; protein kinase activity; ATP binding
Source: RefSeq, a predicted model, not a curated record